Actinia tenebrosa (Australian red waratah sea anemone) is the source of this 1298-nucleotide messenger RNA. Its product is annotated as neurexin 1-like. The record is from RefSeq and is a predicted model, not a curated record. NCBI's taxonomy places the organism in Eukaryota, Metazoa, Cnidaria, Anthozoa, Actiniaria, Actiniidae.
GUGAACUAGCAUCUAAUCUCUUUACAUUUUUUUUUUUUUCUUUAUUCCUGCCUGAAUGGCUUAUCUACUCCUCGCAGCUUUGCUUUGUGUUAUUGCAACAGGCUGGGCUGAUAUUGGCAUGAAAUUUAAAGAAAGUAACCUCCCGUUUGCGGAGUUUAGACCUUGGGACGUUUCUGCUAACGGCGCCAUUGACUUAUAUUUUCAAACAAAGAAACGCAACGCUCUCAUUCUCUACCAAGACGACGGCGAAGGAAGAGAUUGGAUUGAUGUUUUCUUAGUGAAUGGAAUAGCACGGCUUAGACUGAGAUUGGGAACUUGUGACCAAGCGAUUACACAUUUAAACGGAAACUUUACUGAUUUCAAAUGGCAUCGUUUGAACGUCGAACGUAACUUCUCGAUGACGACUAUUUCUAUCGAUGGAAUUAGAUCAGAAUCUUUGUUAUGCGAGGAAACAUUAGAGUCUCCCGUAAAACCUAAACCAAGUAAGAGCAGUCUUUACCUUGGCGGGAUCCCUUUGCUCUCGAAACCUAUUGGGYACUGGUCCAACCCUAACAUCUUCCAUGAGGCGCAGUACCACGGAUUUACAGGCUGCAUCGCACGAGUUCGCUAUAGCAACGGAGAUAAAAAAUUACGAAAAGCAAAAUACAAGAGCUCCUCAGGAACCACUUCUAACUGCCAGGGCGCAUGCGUUGGAAAACAUAGCAAGGCGUGUAAGAAUGGCGGGAAAUGUCUUGAUUUUCUGGUGAGAAUGCGCUGUGAUUGCCGAGGGACUGGAUUUACGGGAAUGUACUGUCAGGAAAAAUUACCUAUCGUCGUUUCAUUUACCAAUGCAACCUCGGUGACUUUGGUAAAUGCAACUUUGAUGGUCUCUGCGCAUGCAAGAGGAAAGGCGUCCGCUGUACAUGUUGAAAAACCCUUCAAUACAGUGACCGUGAUGCUGUGUGGAAUUUACUACAUCUUGUACAAUAAUCAUGGAGAAUGAAAGAGCGGUGCUACUUGAACAAUAAGUGACUCCAAUGACUUUAUAAGUACCAGUUGAUGUCAUCUUAAAACGACCCUGGAUGAAUGAGAACGAAGACAAUGGAUAGCAAAUGUGGUUGAGAACUUCAGCUUCAGCAAGAAAACGAACUUGUGUUAAUUAUAGAUUAUUAUGCAUUUAUUUAUUAAUACGUCAAAAAUUCUGUCAGUAGUUAUCGACUAGUGUAAAAAAAAGGGUAGCAAUGGAUAGCAAAUGUGGUUGAGAACUUCAGCUCUAUUUAAAAUAAUAUGAAAUGACCAAUAAAAUGUAAAAAAGCUGG